GGAUCUUCUAAGAAACUACUCGCUCCCACCUCUCGAGUGCCGAAGACGAAUAGAAAUCGAGACAGAACUAAAGACUAAGAUACAGAAAAAGGAGGAAUAACCCCCAAUUCGCCUUCCCAACUUUACCCCCCCAAAAGCUCCACUAGCCCUCCACCCCACUUGGCUCACGCUCGACCGACGUCUGGAUUUUCUCGCACCUUUAUAAUAUUAUAAGUCGGGGCUUUUUCCCAGCCGAUCUUCCUCCCUUUCAUCACAGGGGAUCGAGAUUCCAUCAACAACUCGACGACUGCGGUUUUGCGAUCGACAGGCGACAACAACCGGGCUUUGCCCACUCACCCACGGCGUUCCUCGCCGCCAAGCUCGCUGUUGCUUGCAUAAGCGCAGUGACUUUUAGUUAACCCUCGGCUAGCUUGCAUCGCCCAGCCGUUGCCUGCAUUGCCCGCCCUCAGUGACCAACCCUUGCAUCAUCAGCACUACCGGACCUGCACUCGCUCUUCGGCACCUACAAAAUCUUGCUCUCUCGGGUAGCCGCGUUUGCAAAUCACUCGGCUCUGGCCCAUCACCCGUCAUGGCUUCCUCUGGGCAGUCGGUGGCGUCCUCAUCGCCCCGCACGUCGCCUCACAUGUCGCCGCGCUCGUCACAGCCGCCAUCCAUCAAGUCGGUCGAGGGCCCCGCCAAGUCGCCAAAAAUAAACGGCCAGAACGGCGGCCCGGCGAUCCCCGUCGGCGCCAUCGAGCAGUCGCAAAAGCCUGCCGAGAAGGGCUCCAUGAAGGACAGGCUAACCCGCAUGUUCACGGCCCGAGACGCAGCCUCGCGUGCCGCGACCCCCGACAGCAUUGGGAGUGCGCAGGCCAAGAAGCAUCAGGAUGCGGCCGCGACACCGGCCACGACGUCGCCACCUCCCACCAAGCCGGUCGGCGGCAAGGAAACGCACCUGCAGCGCUUCGUAAUCAAUCCAGACGUUCAGGGCGGCCAUGAGCACCACUUGAAGUCCAGCCGUCGGCAGGAGAAGCUCACGGACCUGAUCAAGAAUUUUCUUGGCAGGAAACCGGAGCAUGCGCCCGAAAACGAUCUCUCCUUGGUAUCGAAUUGGGUCGACAACCUGAGGAAAGAAAAAGAGGGCGCCGCGUCGGACAAGAAGCCGCCGGCGAAUCCGUCGGCGACCUUGGUGGAGAAGUACGGCAAGUGCCAAGAGGUCGUGGGGCGGGGUGCCUUCGGCAUUGUCAGGAUAUCCCACAAGAAGCUGGAUAACGGUCUGGGCGAGAAGCUAUACGCCGUCAAGGAGUUCCGCCGGCGGCCCGAGGAGACGGAGAAGAAGUACAGCAAGCGGCUGACGGCCGAGUUCUGCAUCUCGUCGUCGCUCCGCCACCCUAACGUCAUCCACACCCUCGACCUCCUCAAGGACUCCAAGGGCGACUACUGCGAGGUGAUGGAGUUUUGUGCGGGCGGCGACCUGUACACGCUUGUCCUGUCGGCUGGCAAGCUCGAGGUGCAAGAGGCCGACUGCUUCUUCAAGCAGAUGAUGCGGGGUGUCGAGUACAUGCACGAGAUGGGCGUGGCUCACCGCGAUCUCAAGCCCGAGAACCUGCUGCUGACAACGCACGGCGCGCUCAAGAUUACCGAUUUUGGCAACGGCGAGUGCUUCCGCAUGGCCUGGGAGAACGACGCCCACAUGGUGUCUGGUCUCUGCGGCUCCGCUCCUUACAUUGCCCCUGAAGAAUACACCGCCAAGGAGUUCGACGCGCGUGCCGUCGACGUCUGGGCUUGCGGUGUCAUUUACAUGGCGAUGCGGACGGGCCGCCACCUCUGGCGAGUCGCUCGCAAGGACGAGGACGAGUUCUAUACGCGCUACCUCGAAGGGCGUCGGGACGAAGAGGGCUAUGCCCCGAUCGAGGCGCUGCACAGGGCUCGCUGCAGAAACGUAAUCUACUCAAUACUAGACCCCAACCCGGCGCGGAGAAUCACCGCCUCGCAAGUGCUCAAGUCCGAAUGGGGCCGCGAGAUACAACUUUGCAAAGCCGGCGAGGAGGGUCUCUAACACGUGCUCCGUCAGGUGGCCGGGCGAUGUGUACCUUGCCUGGAACAGCAUCGCCUACCGCCUGGCGGAACAUGUCUUGAAGCAUCUUGAAACUCCACCUCGCAGUCUCUGAUCCUAUAAAGACGAGCCCCUCACCUGGCUG
Thermothelomyces thermophilus ATCC 42464 is the source of this 2180-nucleotide messenger RNA. RefSeq lists its product as uncharacterized. The transcript is spliced from 2 exons. Gene Ontology annotation, molecular function: protein serine/threonine kinase activity; ATP binding. Gene Ontology annotation, biological process: protein phosphorylation; intracellular signal transduction; intracellular monoatomic cation homeostasis. NCBI's taxonomy places the organism in Eukaryota, Fungi, Ascomycota, Sordariomycetes, Sordariales, Chaetomiaceae. The coding region runs from base 569 to 2038 and encodes 489 amino acids. The record is from RefSeq and is a predicted model, not a curated record.